UGUAAAUCUGCAAUCUCUUCAAACUGAAUGACAGGAAAUAAAAGCAGACCGCAGCAGACUGACAGUACCUGACAGUACAGUACGACAACCAACAAACGACGGUCGUGGUGUAGCAAGCAGAAGCAGAAGACAGACAGGAAUUGUUUUGAUACCUUCAAGCUUUUUACAGCCAUGGGUUCAGUUGUAAGUCGAUCAAUGGAAGACGGUAUGUCAAAAAACCGUGAAUUUGUGAAAGAGCUGAACACCAUUAUGGUUGAGAGACAAUUACAUUCCCAGAACCAAAUGAGGGAGCGACUCAUGGCAAUGCAAAUAGCAAGAGCCCGAGAACUACUAAACUGGCUGACUGCAUUUUACGUCAUUGGUGUGACGAGUCUGUCUUCAGCGUAUCGCAAGACUAAAAAGCCAGGGUUUCUGAUGCCAAUUUUACCACUGACAUUUGUUCUGGCAUAUCAGGCUGAUCUGUCUUAUGGUACUAAAUUACAUCGUAUCAGAGCUGAGGCAGAACACAUUAUGCAGCAUGAAACAGAGACUCUCUUUCUUCCAUGUGGUGUUCCCACAGUUUCUAGCAUUGAUCUUGCCCGCCAAGUUGAAACUGAGAGACAAAAACUUCACCCACACAUGCCAGCAUUAUAAAAAUGUUUGAUAUUGGAUAUUAAUUCCCUUCAGUUACAUAGUUGUUUGAUGAACCAGUACUUAAAAGAGCAGUAUUGCUUUUCUGAGAUCCGUGCCACCUGUUUUGUUACUUUUUCUCAUGCGUAGGUAAUUUGACAUUUCACAGAUGUAAGGAAGUGUCAUGUUAUUGCUGGACUAGCUGUGCCCAACUACACCCUCUCUAUAAGGUCAGUUUUUCUAAAAUGUCAGUUUUUCGUGUAUUUUGAAGGGUUUUUUUUUUAUUCCAAUUAAGGAAGUUUGUAGGUAUGGAUCUUAUUAAUUAUUAUGAAAUAUAUUUCAAACUAAAUAAAAUAUGUCAUUUUAAAAUUUAUAUCUAUACUCAUUCAAAAAAUUGUUAUUAAAUAUGUAGCUGUUGACAAUAUCAUUAUUACAUGUAAACUUUUAAAGGACAAAUAAUCGAUUUGUUUUUGUGUAUCACUCUUCUAUAUUGUACCAUUUUUGUAUAUCUUUACAUUUAUUCCGUAAGUUCCUACUUGGUAAAAACGAUCCUUUGGAAGUGUAAUCUUGUAUUUCAACUGCUGUGUCAGUUGAAUAUACAAAAUUUCUUUUAUUUCUCUAAGAACUAUGAAGCCUUAAUGACUUGCCUCUAGCGUGGAAUAACUUUCCAGUUGAGUUUCACCACUGUGAAUGAUUUGUGAUUGUGUACAGGCUGUUUUUAAACAAUUUUUUAAAUCAAGAUUUGUUUUAAACUCAUUCCUAUGUAUUUGUUAAAAUAAUCUUACACUGUUUGAACACUUUUUGAAUGUGGGGAUUUUGCUCACCGUGUAAGCUUAGUAGUCUUGAUGAUUAGCGCUGUUGUCUAAACAGAUAUCACUCCAGUGUAUGUUAUGAUUAUUUCUCUGUUACAUUUAUUUUGCUGUGAUUAUUAGUACAUUAGGACUGUUUGAGAUAUUACCUGUUCAUCAUAAUUUGUUUGAUUUAAUACGUCAUUUUCUUGUUCAUAGUCUCAUUUUUGUAAAAAUGAUUUUUCUCUGAAAAAAUAAAGUUUAUGAUUCAUUCUAUCCUAA
Messenger RNA from Frankliniella occidentalis (western flower thrips), 1679 nucleotides. RefSeq names its product plasminogen receptor (KT). Lineage: Eukaryota; Metazoa; Arthropoda; Insecta; Thysanoptera; Thripidae. The record is from RefSeq and is a predicted model, not a curated record. Gene Ontology annotation, biological process: positive regulation of plasminogen activation. The transcript is spliced from 5 exons. Gene Ontology annotation, cellular component: plasma membrane. The coding region runs from base 172 to 633 and encodes 153 amino acids.